Molecule: messenger RNA, 10752 nt
Organism: Aureococcus anophagefferens
Lineage: Eukaryota; Pelagophyceae; Pelagomonadales; Pelagomonadaceae
Exons: 6
Coding region: 1-10752 (3583 amino acids)
Source: RefSeq, a predicted model, not a curated record
AUGGCCGCCCGCGGCCGCUGCGAACGAUGCUGGCACAACGCGCGCGACGGCCACUGCAUCUGCGCGCGCUUGGAAACGCUGCGCUUCCGGCUCGACGUGCGCUUCGUGCUCUACACGCACCACAAGGAGUACUACUGCGCGGGCGACGACGCCAAGGUCCUCGCGGCCGUCGCGCCCGACGACGCCGAGGUCUUCGUGCACGGCCGCCGCGGCGACGACGCGCGGCUGGGGGCCAUCCUGCGCGCGCCCUGCGCCGAGCGGCGCUGCCUGCUGCUCUUCCCCGACGACGGCGCGGCGACCGUCGACUCGUUCUUCGCGGCGCACGGCGCGGCGCCCGUGCCCGCGCGCGGCGCGGCCGCCGGGGCCCCGUUCUACGUCGUCGUCGUCGACGCGACGUGGACGCUCGCGCGGAAGAUGGCGCGCCACCUCGACCGCCUCCUCGGCAACAAACUGCCCCACGUCAAGCUCGACACGGACCUCGUCUCCGUCUACGCGCGGACGCAGUCCAAGACCGGCCGCGUCUGCACCGUCGAGGCCGUCGCGCUCUUCCUGCGCGAGGUCGGCGAGUCCGACGAGCUGUUCCGGAACAUGGUCGCCAUGGUCGAGACGAACAACCGCGCGCUGAAGCACGAGUACGCGAAGCGGCGCGCGGACCUGUGGGCGUCGGGGCCGACCAUGGGCAACCCCGCGUGGUACUACGCCAUGCGCGUCGGCGAGGGCCCCUUGCUCGCGCUGUUCGCGCUCCCGGCGACCUUCGCGGCGCCCGACCCCUUCGCCCUGACCGACGCCUACAUCGACGCGCGCGACAAGCGCACGCCCGCGGCCGCUCCCGGCGUCCAGUUUUCCGGCGUCUUCUCCGACGGCGCGGUGCUGCAGCGCGGCGUCGCCGUCGCCGUCUACGGGAGCGUGGCGAAGGCGUCCGCGGACGUCGUGGCCGUGACCGUGACGGAUCAAACGGGAAAGACCGAGACCUACGCGUCGCCCGUCGCGGCGCUCGGCGGCGACGCGGACGCGUGGCGCGUCGAGCUGAAACCCCGCGACGCCGGCGGCGACUUCUCGAUCCGCGCGGCCUACGGCGCCGACGCGACGAUCAUCGCCAACGUGACCUUCGGGGACGUCUUCUUCUGCUCGGGGCAGUCGAACGCGUGGCUCGUGAUGAACUUCGCGCUCGAGCGCAACGAGACGUACGCGGACGUGCGCGCGGGGCGCUACGACCACGUGCGCAUGCGCACGCAGACGCGGCUCAACAUCAGCGACGGCGCCGCGAGCUACCUCGCGCCGCCGCCGCCGGCCUACGACCCCGCGGGCGGGUUCCCCGAGGGCGGGUGGCUGCGCGCGACGGGCGGCGCCGAGGACGUCGACAACACGGUCGCGCAGAUGUCCGCCAUGUGCUGGUUCUUCGCCGCGGCGCUCACGGAUGUCGAGCGCGCCGCGGGCCGCGCCCCGGCGCCCCUCGGCCUCGUGCACAGCUCCUGGGGCGGCACGAUCGCGGAGAUGUGGCUGCCCAACGCCACGCUCUACGACGCAUCGGCCGGCUGCCUGAACACCACGGGCGGGCCGCCCUACCAGCGCAAGGACUACGCGAACGGGGCCCUGUACAACGGCAUGGUCCGGCCCUGGGUCAACUACUCCCUCGCCGGCGUGCUCUGGUACCAGGGCGAGAACAACCUGUUCCAGUGCGCGGACGACGGCGGCGCCGAGAACGGCCCCGGGGCCUGCGGCGUCCUCGAGGAGCGCACGGGCUACGCCUGCCUCGUCUCGCGCCUCGUGACGAGCUGGCGCGAGGCCUGGGGCGACGCGACGCUGCCCUUCGGCGUCGUCGAGCUCGCGGGCGGCACGUCCGAGGGCUUCUCGCGGUCCAUGGGCGCCUUCCGCCACGCCCAGGCCGCGGUCAAGGCCCACGCGCGCACCUUCGUCGCCGCGGGCCACGACGUCGGCGACCCCUGGAGCGGCUCCGAGGCGCGAUGCCACGAGCCGGACGCGCCCUACGCGUGCCAGAGGGAGGACGGCUCGCCGAACGACACGCCCUACACGAAGUUCUUCAUGGGCUCCAUCCACCCCCGGACGAAGAAGUGGGUCGGCGACCGCCUCGCCUUCGCCUACCGCGCGCUCGUCGGCGCCGCGCCCGACGCGGCGCCGCGCGCGGGCCCGACGCUCGCGGGCUGCCGCGUCGACGGCGGGUCGCUCGUCCUCGCCUUCGACGAGGCGCUCCUCGGCGACGACGGCGUCCGCGCCUGGCCGAGCGCCGCGGCCUCCGGCGCGCCGACGGACGCGCUCAUGGUCCGCUACGGCGACGCGUGGCGCGCCGCGGCGAUCGCGCCGCAGCGUCCCUUCGACGAAAAGAACGGCACGCGCCUCGCGAACUUCGCGUCCGCGACGGCGACGCUCGACGGCGACAACGUCACGGGCGUGAGGUACGGGUGGGCCGACCGGCCGUUCUGCAUCGUCGACAACGUCCUCGAGCCCUGCGCGCCGAACGGCGGGCCCCUCAUGCUCGCGAAGAACCUCCUCCCGGCUCUGCCGUUCUGGGCCGAGGUCGCGGGCGGGGACACCGCAAGCGACGAGCAGCACGACAUGCGAGCAGCGCGACGCCUCCUGGGCAGCGUCGCCGAGCGGCGCGCGGCGCGGCUCGCCCAGGUGCGGCAGGAGGUCCCCUCAACCGUCGUCGAGGUGCGCGAGCGGGUCGACACGCGCUGCGUCGUCCUCGAGGAGGCGACCUGGGCCGCGCCCGGGGCCUGCGAGGAGCUCGCGGCGCUCGUGGAGCAGUGGAACGCGAACCGGCUCGUCAAGGCCGUCGUCGUCGAGGGCUACUUCGGCCAGUUCGCCGCCGCCGACGCGCGCGCGACCGCGCGGCUCUGCAAAGCCGUCGCGGGCUCCGCGGUGCCGGUCGCGCCGCUCGUCGACGGCCUGCUCCUGCCCGGCGCCGCGGCGCUGUGCCUCAACGGCCUCGCCGUCGCGUCCGACGGCGCCGUCUUCGUGCCGCCGCUGGGGGCGGCGGCGCGCGCCGCGGGCGUCGCGCCCGGCGGCGGCGGCGCCGCGUACAAGCUCUCGCGCGGCGGCGCCGCGGGCCGCGCGGCGCUCGUGAGCGGCCUGCCCGUGCGCGGCCGGGCGCUCGUCGCGGCGGGCCUCGCGAGCCACGUCGUCACGUCCCACUGCCUCGACGGCCUCGCCGCGGAGCUCGCGCACGCCGCGGCCGGCGCGGCCGCCGCGGCCGACGCGCGCGGCGCGCUCGAGGCCGUGGCCGACGCGCGCGCCGCGGCGUCGGCGCCCUUCCUCGACGACGCCUGCGCCCGCGACGCCGACGCCUUCCUCGAGCUCGCGGAGGCGUGCUUCUCCGCGGCGACGCUGCCCGAGAUCCGCGAGAAGCUCGCGGCGUCGCCGGACCCGCUCGCGGCGACGGCCGCCGCCGCCCUCGACGCCAACGCGGAGACCGCGGCGACGCUGCUGGCCCUGCUCGACGAGUCCGCGGGCCUCGGCUACGCGCGGGCCGUCGACGCGGAGCGCGCCGCGCUCGCCCCUCUAGCCAUGCGCUGCCGCCGGCUCAUGAUCCUCCUGGGCUGGCUCGCAGCUCCGGCGCGGGGCAGCUGCGGCGACUUUACGCGAAUUGUAGUGGGCGACGUCGACACGGCGACGGACGCCUUCGCCAUCGACCUCGAUGGCGACGGCAGCGUCGACGUCGUCUCGGCAUCCCAGUACGACAGGGAGUCCAUCAUCUCCAAAGUGUUCUGGCACCAGAACGACGGGUCGAUGUCGCCCGGCUUUAGCGAGCCGAACCUCAUCGCUGGCAGCGGCAGCUCGAGGUUCGACGACGUCUUCGCGAUCGACGUCGACGGCGACGGCGACGUCGACGCGCUGUCAGCAUCCGCCCUCGACACGGUCGCGUGGUACGAGAACGACGGCUCCCAGCUCUUUACGGAGCACGUCAUCACGGACUCGGCGGGCACCGCCCACUCCGUCUAUGCGAUCGACGUCGACGGCGACGGCGACGUGGACCCGCUCUCCGCGUCCGUCACCGACGACACGGUCGCGUGGUACGAGAACGACGGCUCCCAGGGCUUCACGAAGCGCGUCAUCACGGCGCUGGCGAACGGUGCCUGCUCAGUCUACGCCAUCGACGUCGACGGCGACGGCGACGUCGACGCGCUGUCCGCGUCCAAAUAUGACGACACGGUCGCGUGGUACGAGAACGACGGGUCGCAGUCCUUCACGGAGCGCGUUAUCACGACGCUCGCGGACGCCGCAACCAUCUCCGUCUUCGCCUACGCGAUCGACCUCGACGGCGACGGCGACGUCGACGCGCUCUCGGCGUCCUACGAAGACGACACCGUCGCGUGGUACGAGAACGACGGGUCCCAGUCUUUCACAAAACACAUCAUCGAGACGCUCGCAGACAAGGCCACGUCCGUCUUCGCCAUCGACGUGGACAGCGACGGCGACGUCGACGCGCUCUCGGCGUGGAACAACAUGGUCUCCUGGUACGAGAACGACGGAUCCGAGGCGUUCGCGACGCACGGCAUCACGACAGACGCCUCCUACGUCCAAUCCGUCUACGCGGCCGACGUCGACGGCGACGGCGACAUGGACGUCCUCUCCGCGGACUACAACGCGCACGUGGUCGCUUGGUACGACCACGGGUGCGACGGGUGCUCCGACGGCGUCGUCUCGUUCACGGAGACCGUCAUCUCUAACACGGCGGACGGCGCCGACUCCGUCUUCGCGAUCGACGUCGACGGCGACGGCGACGUCGACGUGCUUUCGGGCUCCAGAGAGGACGACACGGUCGCCUGGUACGACAACUUCUGGUCUUCGUUUGGCUUCUCCUCGGCGCGGACCUUCACCACGAGCGUCCUCUCUAGCAAGGCGGACGGCGUCGCCACCGUCUUCGCGAUCGACGUCGACGGCGACGGCGACGUAGACGUGCUGUCGGCGUCCUACGAAGACGACACCGUCGCGUGGUACGAGAACGACGGGUCCCAGUCCUUCACGGAGCACGUCAUCACCGACACGGCGGACUACGCCAUCUUCGUCUUCGCGAUCGACGCCGACGGCGACGGCGACGUCGACGUCCUAUCGGCCUCCUACAUCGACGACACGGUCGCGUGGUACGAGAACGACGGGUCCCAGUCCUUCACGGAGCGCAUCAUCUCCGACACGGCGGACGAAGCCACGUUCGUCUUCGCGAUCGACGUCGACGGCGACGGCGACGUCGAUGUGCUGGCGCCGGACGAAUCGACCUCCGUAAGCGACGACACGAUCGAGUGGUUCGAGAACGACGGGUCCCAGUCCUUCACGGAUCACAUCGUUGCCGACGCGGCGGACUUUGCCUCCUCCGUCUUCGCGAUCGACGUCGACGGCGACGGCGAUGUCGACGUGCUGUCGGCGUCGAUGAACGACGACACGGUCGCGUGGCACGAGAACGACGGGUCCCAGUCCUUCACGGAGCGCAUCAUCUCUAGCACGGCGGACGGCGUCUCCUCCAUCUUCGCGAUCGACGUCGACGGCGACGGCGACGUCGACGUGCUGUCGGCGUCCGUCUACGACGACACGGUCGCGUGGUACGAGAACGACGGGUCCCAGUCCUUCACGGAGCGCGUCAUCACUGACGCGGCGGACAGCGCCCGCUCUGUCUUCGCGAUCGACGUCGACGGCGACGGCGACGUCGACGCGCUCUCCGCGUCUUUCAACGACGACACGGUCGCGUGGUACGAGAACGACGGGUCCCAGUCCUUCGCCGAGCGCGUCAUCACGACGCUCGCGGACGCCGCUCUCGGCGUCUUUGCGAUCGACCUCGACGGCGACGGCGACGUCGACGUGCUGUCGGCGUCCGUCUACGACGACACGGUCGCGUGGUACGAGAACGACGGGUCCCAGUCCUUCACGCAGCGCGUCAUCACGACGCUCGCGAACGGCGCCAUCUGCGUCUUCGCGAUCGACGUCGACGGCGACGGCGACGUCGACGUCCUCUCGGCGUCGAUCGACGACGACACGGUCGCGUGGUACGAGAACGACUGCGCCGCGCACGCGCCGACGCCGCGGCCCACCAACAACUGCGCCAGCGUAUCCUUCGCCGAGCGAAUCAUCACGACGCUCGCGGGGGAAGCGAAUUCCGUCUUCGCGAUCGACGUCGACGGCGACGGCGACGUCGACGCGCUGUCCGCGGUCCAUCAAGACGACACGGUCGCGUGGUACGAGAACGACGGGUCCCAGUCCUUCACUCAGCGCGUCAUCACCAACUCGGCGGAUGAGGCCCACUCCGUCUUUGCGAUCGACGUGGACGGCGACGGCGACGUUGACGCGCUGUCGGCCUCCUACGGAGACGACACCGUCGCGUGGUACGAGAACGACGGAUCCGAGUCCUUCACAUUGUGCAUCAUCACGAAUCUGGCUGAUAACGCCCUCUCUGUCUUCGCGAUCGACGUCGACGGCGACGGCGACGUGGACGUGCUCUCGGCGUCCGCCCAAGACGACACGGUCUCGUGGUACGAGAACGACGGGUCCCGGCUCUCUACGGAGCGCAUCAUCUCUAGCACGGCAUACUACGUCUUCUCCGUCUUCGCCAUCGACGUCGACGGCGACGGCGACGUGGACGCGCUGUCCGCGUCCGCUACCGAUAACACGGUCGCGUGGUACGAGAACGACGGGUCGCAGUCCUUCACCGAGCGCGUCGUCGGCACACCCAACAACCCCCGCGCCGUCUUCGCGAUCGACGUCGACGGGGACGGUGACGUGGAUGCGCUGUCGGCUUCCGUUUACGACCACGUGGUCGCGUGGUACGAGAACGACGCGUCGCAGUCCUUCACUCAGCGCGUCAUCGCCGACUCGGCGGACAGCGCCCGCUCCGUCUACGCGAUCGACGUCGACGGCGACGGCGACGUCGACGCGCUGUCGGCGUCCCACACCGACGACACGAUCGCGUGGUACGAGAACGACGGUUCCGAGUCCUUCACCAAGCGCGUCAUCACCGACUCGGCGAACGCUGCUCGCUCCGUCUACGCCAUCGACGUCGACGGCGACGGCGACAUCGACGCGUUGUCGGCGUCCGAGAACGACGACACGGUCGCCUGGGCCUCCCGGCGCCGCCGGCGCCGCGCCUUCUCGUCCUCGGGCGCGACGCUGACGGUGUCCUUCGACGCGCCGACGGACCUCGCCGGCGCCGUCGCCGGCGCCGCGGUGCCCUGCGCGGACGUCGUCGACUUCGCCGGCGCCGGCGCCGCGGCCUGCGCGUGGACCGACGCCGCGACGCUCGCGGCGGCCGUCGCCGACGCCGCGGUCCUACCCGGCGGCGCCGUGGCGCUCCGCGGCGGCGUCCUGCGGCGCGCCUGCGCCGGAGUCCGCUGCGAGUGCUACGAGCCCGCCGCGACCGCGACGGUGGAAGCCGCCGCGCCCGCGGCGGCCGCCGCGCCCGCGGCCGUCGUCUCCGGGCCGUCGACGGCGUCGGUCUGCGGGGGCCUCGAGCUCUCCGCGCUGGAAUCCCUGGGCAGCGGCGGGCGGCCCUUCGCGGCCUACAACUGGACCGCGGCGCCGCGGCCGGCGGCGCCCGCGCCGGCGCUCGCCGCGGCCGCCGCGCGCGCGACCGAGGCCGGCGACGGGCUCUUCCGCCUCGAGGCGGCGGACCUCGAGGCCCUCGCGGCCGCGGGCGUCGCGUUCGUCGACGUCGUCGCGACGCUGACGAACUUCCUCGGCGCGACGGCCGCGUCCGCGGCCUUCCCCGUCGCGCUCACCGCCGACGAGGCCCCGACGCUCGCCGUCGCGGGCGGCGUCGACGUCGUCGCGCCGCGCGCCGAGGGCCUCGACGUCGCCGCGGCGGCCAUCGCGACGGCCUGCGACGGCCGCGCCGUCGCGGAGCGGGGCGUGACCUACGCGUGGACGCUCCGCGACGCCGCCGGCGACGACACGGGCCUCGCGUCGACCCGCGACGGCGACGUCGAGCGCGCGGCGGGCGCCGCCGCGGGCCUCGCCUUCAACUGGACCUGCGGCGCCUGCGGCCUCGCGCUCCCCGCGAACGAGACCGUCGUCGUGCCGCCGGGCGCGCUCCCGCCGGGGACGUACGCGUUCGCCGUCGUCGUCUCGGCGGCCGACGGCCGCGCCGCGGCGGCGCGCGCAACUUAUACAGCCGUCGCCGACGACCCGCCCGCGGUGGCCGCGGCCGCGCCCGCGCCGCGCGUCGCGUCGUCGGCGCGCGUCGUGCUCGCGGGGUCCGCGGAGGCCGCGGGCGCGUUCGACGCGACCUGGGCCCUCGUCUCCGGCGCGCUCGCCGGCGGCCGGGGCCCCGGCGGCUGGGCGACGACGCGCCUCGCGGCGUCGUAUUUCGACGCCGCGAGCCACGACCUCGCGCUCCCCGCGGGGAGCCUCGUCGCCGGCGCGGCCUACCGCUUCGCGCUCUCGGCGACCGCCGCCGGCGCGACGGGGUCCGCGGCCGUCGCGUUCGUCGCCGCCGCGCCGCCGACGAGCGGCGUCGUCGCCGUCGCGCCGGCCUCGGGCGUCGCGCUGGAGACGGCCUUCGACGCGUCCACGAGCCUCUGGGCGACGGAGGACCCGCCGCUGGCCUACGCGUUCUACGCGGAAGUGGACGGCGCGCGGACGACGCUCCGCGCGGCGACGGCGAGCGCGGCGCUCGCGGCCGCGGCGCUCCCGGCGGGCCGCGUCGCCGUCGUCGCCGCCGCCGUCGACGCGCUCGGCGGCGCGGGCGAGGCGUCCCACGCCGUCGACGUCGCGGCCCUCGACGGCGGUGGCGCCCUGCAAAACGCCACGGACCGGCUCCUCGCCGAGGCCGCGGCGCUCGCCGCGCCCGAGGCCGCGUGCCGCGCCGUCGUCGCCGCCGCGUCGCUCGCCGGCGCCGGCGCCGUGUCCGGCGCGCUCGUGGGCGCCGUCGCGGGCGUCGUCGCGGCCAUCGACGGCGAGCCGCCCCUCGUCGAGCAGGCCGCGGCCGCGCUCGCGGCGGCGACGCGCGACGCCGCCGCGCUCGCGGCGGACGACGCGGCGAGCGCGCUCGCGGCGGCGCUCGACCUCGCCGUCGCCUCGGGGGACGUCGGCUUCGCGCCGACGAGCGCCGGCUCCGUCGUCGCCGCGGUCUCCGACGUCCUCGACUCGGGCCUCUACGCGCGGCGGCGGCGGCUCGACGACGGCGGCGACAAGCGCGGCGACGCCGCGGCCGUCGCCGACGCCGUCGGCGCCGCGAGCCUCGUCGGGGCCGUCGCGGGCGAGGAUGCCAUCGAGGCGGCGUCGAAGAACGUCGCCGUCGCGGCCCGGCGCCUCUCGCGCAACGCGACGGGCGCCCGCGACGUCGCGGUCCGCGGGUCCACCGUGACGCUCCCGGACGCCGUCGCCGGCGCCGGCGCGACCGUCGACGUCGUCGCCGCGAAGAUCGACGUCGGCGACGACGACGUCGCCGACGAGGUCCACCUCCACGUCUUGGGCCGGGGCGGCGCGGCGACGGCCGCGCCGAGCUCCGCGGAACCGUCCCCCGCGCCGAUCGCUCUCAAGCCGUCCCCCGCGCCGACCUCCCCCGCGCCGACCGCGCCAACGCCGUCGUCCGCGGCGAUCACCGUGCGCAUCGCGUACAACGCGACGUUCGGCCCCGCGAUCGUCGACGCGGCGAACGCGACGUGCCCCUGCGGCUUCCUCGGCGCCGUGAACCACACGUGCCCCGACGGCCGCGUCGUCGCCGCGGCCUGCGACGGGUCGCCGUCGGUCGUGACGCUCGGCUGCGGCGGCACGGAGGCCGCGUGCGUCGCGCUGCGAGGCGGCGCCUGGGUCGACGACGCGUGCGCCUGGGUCGACGGCGCCUGCGCGUGCCGCAUGAGCCUCGACGCGCCCUACGACUUCGGCGCGCGCGCGGCGGACGCCGAGGACGCGCUCGCCUACGCGGCGGUCUUCGCGGCGCCCGUCGACGCGCGGCGGUCGCGCGUCAUGCUCGUCGCCCUCGCGGCCCUCUUCGCGGCCUGCGUCGUCGCGGCGGCCCUGACGGACGUCUACGCGCGCCUCGUGCCGCCGGUGCGCGCGCGGUCGCACAGCGCCGCGGGGCUCGACGUCGACCAGCGCUCGUACAUGCACGGCCAGCGGCACCGCCACAUCUUCGAGCAGCGCAAGCCCCUCGACGCGCUGUUCCGGGCCCUCGAGCGGAGCCACCCGCUCGUGAACAUCGUCUGCGUGCGGGGCGAGGUCGUCUCCCGGCGCGCGCGCAUCCUGAAGCUGGGCUGCGAGCUCCUCUUCUUCGCCGCGGGCAUCGCGCUCGGCAACUCCCUGGAGUUCCCGGACCCGGGCUGCGACGGGUUCCGCACGGAGCGCGCCUGCCUCGACCGGCAGACGCCGUUCCACGCCCGGCGCGACGCCUGCGUCUGGGACGCGUGCGGCCGCUCGUGCGCGUUCCACGAGCCCGACGUCGACGACGUCAGCUCCGUCGCGUCCACGGUCUGCCUCGCGAUCGCGCUGGGGCUGCUCGUGCCCGUCAUCCAGGCCUUCGGCGUGCUCUUCGACCGCUACCUCGCCGCGCCCUACCCCGCGGCGCUGCGCUGGCACUGCUGCGGCGACGCGCCGCCGGAGCGGCCCGAGGGCGCGCGGCGGAGACGCUUCGAGGUCCCCGGCGACGCCGUCGUCGCGCGCCGCCGCGUCGGCGGCACGAGCGAGAACGCCUACGGCGUCGCGUCGACGCUGGCGAUCUUCUGGGUGUCGCUCACGCGCGGCCGGCGCGCGGCGCGCGACAGGCUGUGUGGAAAUCAACCAGUGAGCUGGGACGUCGGGGCCAAACUUUGA